This is a messenger RNA of Scatophagus argus, 2205 nucleotides long. Its product is annotated as calcium/calmodulin-dependent 3',5'-cyclic nucleotide phosphodiesterase 1C-like. Gene Ontology annotation, biological process: signal transduction. The coding region runs from base 1 to 1035 and encodes 344 amino acids. The record is from RefSeq and is a predicted model, not a curated record. Lineage: Eukaryota; Metazoa; Chordata; Actinopteri; Scatophagidae. The transcript is spliced from 9 exons. Gene Ontology annotation, molecular function: 3',5'-cyclic-nucleotide phosphodiesterase activity.
AUGGAAGUAUCAGUUUCUGAGUUUUGUGAAUGUGCCUCUGCCUGCAGGCGGCUGGUGGAUCCAGAGGAUGAGCUGAGUGACAUCCAGUCAGACUCUGUACCAUCAGAGGUUCGUGACUGGCUGGCUUCCACUUUUACCAGGCAGAGGGGUCUGAUGCUGCAACGUAACGAAGAAAAGCCACGCUUCCGCAGCAUUGUCCAUGCAGUGCAGGCUGGCAUCUUUGUGGAGAGGAUGUACAGACGAACCUCUAACAUGGUUGGUCUCAGUUAUCCCCCAAAUGUCAUCACUGAGCUCAAGGAUGUGGACACAUGGUCCUUUAAUGUGUUUGCACUGAAUGAUGCUAGUGGAGACCAUGCACUGAAAUUUGUCUUCUAUGAAUUGCUCACCAGAUAUGACUUGAUCAGUCGUUUCAAGGUCCCUAUUUCUGCUCUCAUAUCAUUUGUGGAGUCUUUGGAAGUUGGCUAUAGCAAACACAAGAACCCAUACCACAACCUGAUGCACGCUGCUGAUGUUACACAGACUAUCCAUUACCUGCUUAUUAAGACUGGCAUGGUGCACUGGCUAACUGAGUUGGAGAUCUUUGCCAUCAUUUUUGCUGCUGCAAUCCAUGACUAUGAACAUACAGGGACCACCAAUAACUUCCAUAUUCAGACCAGGUCAGAUACAGCAAUGUUGUACAAUGACAGAGCUGUUCUGGAGAACCACCAUGUCAGUGCUGCCUAUCGUCUUCUACAGGAUGGGGAAGAAAUGGACAUCCUCUGUAAUCUUUCCAGAGAUGACUGGAGAGAACUUCGGACUCUGGUAGUGGAGAUGGUGUUGGCCACAGAUAUGUCCUGCCACUUCCAGCAGAUCAAAGCCAUGAAAAGCCUCCUUCAGCAGCCUGAAGUAAUUGACAAACCUAAGGCCUUGUCCUUGUUGCUGCACACUGCUGACAUCAGCCACCCUGCCAAAUGCUGGAACCUCCACCACCGCUGGACUACAUCCCUACUGGAGGAGUUCUUCAGACAGGUUAGUCAUCCUGCUUUUCUAGCUUGAAGUCUGUCAAUAUAGGAAUAUUAAGUUGUUAUACAGGUUAACAAGUUUGUAUGAAUGUUACACAGGCUUACUAUAAUCACAACAGCUCACUUUGACAGUUGCAUAGGAAAAAUUAGCCUGAUUUGCAGUCACUGCUGACUCAUGGCACCCCCUGAGGCAGAUGUGUGCAUGCUCCACUCUAGAAUGCUGGUUUUUCUUUCUUUUUUUGUGUGUUUUUUGCUCUUUCUGUGGUGCACAAAUGCCAUGCUCUGCUAACAUACAACAGACAGGCACUACUGGACAACGCCAACUCUUACAGUAAUUUUGAAUUCAGUGAAUUUAUACCACCGGAGCUACAACUCAUUGUAUGCUCCUGCAGUCACCACCCCCAGAAAGGCCCCGAAGCAAAACUCAAGUGAGCAAGCUGACCCCAGAAGAGUGCUAUGGAGACAGCGACGCAAGCGAAGAGGACUACAUGCCAGGUUGAAAGCUCGCUAGCUAGCCGACCACCGCUACCCAGCCCUCUGCUAGCCAACGUGCAGUCUCUGGAAAACAGGCUGGACUCGUGGUGUGGAGAUGCACAGACUGUCUACAUGCACUGUUCGCCAGAUGUUUUGUUUAACUGCUGAAAUGCCGUCCAGGCACCUGCACCUGCACCCGCCAGGGUGGAUGUGGCAAGGCUUGCAGCACAUCACAGACUACAAGACAAUCACCAGCACCAUCAGAAAUACAGACAGCCUGACGGAUGACCUCAAUACAUUCUACACCCACUUUGAGACCACCAGCGCCAGGAAAGAGAGAGGUACACACACAGAGAGGCCACUGGAAAAAUCUAUGUAGCGCAUAAAAUAAAAUCCAACCCGAACUGUAAGUAAAAUAAACAUAUAACAAUUUAUUCUGUAUCAUUUUGCAAUGCAACUCAGUGGGUUGCAACAAGCAGUAACUACAGAUAAAACAACUAACGCUAUCCAGGCAAUGAUAUGAUGCAUUUCUCAUUGACAAUAUUCUACUCACCAUCACAAUGAAUGCAUCCAUCCUGUCAGUUCAACAAAUCAAUGAUCACAUGGCAAAGUAUGUGAGUAUGCCAGAAAGCUGGCGAAGCAAAAAUUAUGCCUUUGAAUUUGUGAACUCAAUCAAUGAGAUGAGAAUGAGACAAUGUGCAAUGUUAAAAAUGCACCCUGGCAUACUCUG